AUGGGACUGUUCAGCAAAAAGAAGGGCGCCCCUGCCACGGAGAGCCUGGAUGUCCCAACUGGUGACGGCGCUGCCAAAUCUGAAACCACCACAGCGGUUCCGAGUCAAAAUGUGUCAGAUACAGAAUCACUGGAUAAGACCCAGGAGGUAGAAAGAGGUGUGCUGGACGAGAAGGAGGCCAAGGAAGUGAACAAGAGCAUCGCGACCAGUGAGAGCGACAUCACCGUUCCCUCAGAUGGAGCACGAAUGGAUACACCAGAGACAAAAGAAAAUGCUGGAGAACGCGUCCCGAUCCAGAGGACAAAGUCGCAUACGAGCGUGAUCUCUGCCCCCGGCGUCGAAGACGACGAUGCCAUCGUCUAUCCCGGAGGGUUGAAGUUGGCCCUCAUCACCCUCGCCCUCUGCCUGUCGGUAUUCCUGGUCGCAUUGGACAACACUAUCAUUGCAACGGCGAUCCCGAAGAUAACAGACCAUUUCAAGUCGUUGGGGGACGUGGGCUGGUAUGGCUCGGCGUAUUUGCUUACGACCUGCGCUCUGCAAUUGUUCUUUGGAAAGCUGUACACCUUCUACCCGAUCAAGACGGUCUACCUGGUUUCUAUUGUCAUUUUUGAAGUUGGCUCGGCAGUUUGUGGUGGUGCGCCAACAUCCGAAGCGCUGAUCGUUGGAAGAGCGAUAGCGGGCAUUGGCUCAGCAGGUAUCUUCUCCGGUGCCUUGAUUAUCAUCGCGUAUACCGUGCCCCUGAUCAAGCGACCCAUUUACACUGGCAUCAUUGGCGCCAUGUAUGGGAUUGCUUCCAUAGCAGGCCCACUCCUCGGUGGCGCCUUUACCGACGGUCCGGGAUGGCGUUGGUGCUUCUACAUCAACCUCCCACUGGGCGCUGUGACACUGGUGGUUAUCGUCUUCUUCUUCCAGUCGCCUCCGCGUAAAGCUGAAGCAAAAGUACCCAUUCGUGAACGCGUCCAUCAACUCGACCUUGGCGGCACCGCCCUUUUCAUUGUGGAUAUCAUUGUGUGCUUGCUGGCCUUGCAAUGGGGCGGCUCAACUUACGCGUGGUCGAACUGGCGGAUCAUUCUGUGCCUCACGCUCUUCGGAAUCCUCACUGUUGUUUUCGUCAUCUGGCAGUACUUUAUGAAGGAAUUCGGCACCAUUCCGUUUAACAUCAUCUCGCAGCGCAGCGUCGCGGCUGCCUCGUGGUUUGCGUUCACACUGGGUGGUGCCUUCUUCGUCCUCAUUUACUGGGUGCCAAUCUGGUUCCAAGCGAUCAAAGGUGCUUCAGCCUUCAAGUCCGGGAUCAUGUGUCUGCCCAUGGUGUUGGCGCUCGUGGUUGCAAAUAUCCUGACAGGCGUCGGGACAACAGCUGUCGGGUACUACACUCCCUUCUACUACGGCAGCGUGCUCCUCUCCGCCAUCGGCGCCGGCCUGCUCACCACCUUCGAAACCAACACUGGACACGAGAAAUGGAUCGGCUACCAAGUCAUUUACGGCUUCGGCGUUGGACUCGGCAUGCAACAAGCCUUGAUCACUGUUCAAGCCGUUCUUCCGUUGAAGGACGUACCAACGGGCACAGCGCUCGUGAUGUUCAUGCAAACAUUCGGCGGCGCCCUAUUCGUGUCGGUCGCACAGAACAUCUUCAACAACCGUCUGAUAACCGAGAUCCCCAAGCAAGCACCCGGCAUCAACCCGCAGAUCAUCUUGCACGUUGGAGCGACGUCCUUGAAGGACCAGGUUCCCGCGCGAUUGUUGGCCGGUGUGCAGACGGCGUACAAUACUGCGCUCACGGAGACGUGGUACAUCUCCGUUGCGAUGGCUUGUCUGUCCGUUCUCGGCGCGGUUUUCGUCGAGUGGAAGAGUGUCAAGGGGAUGAAACCCGGGGCUGUAGCUGCAUAG
Cladophialophora yegresii CBS 114405 is the source of this 1887-nucleotide messenger RNA. RefSeq lists its product as uncharacterized. Lineage: Eukaryota; Fungi; Ascomycota; Eurotiomycetes; Chaetothyriales; Herpotrichiellaceae. Gene Ontology annotation, biological process: transmembrane transport. The coding region runs from base 1 to 1887 and encodes 628 amino acids. The record is from RefSeq and is a predicted model, not a curated record. The transcript has 2 exons. Gene Ontology annotation, molecular function: transmembrane transporter activity.